Messenger RNA from Miscanthus lutarioriparius, 234 nucleotides. Lineage: Eukaryota; Viridiplantae; Streptophyta; Magnoliopsida; Poales; Poaceae. The record is from the annotation of a GenBank genome assembly.
AUGGCGAGCCCCUCGACGACGCCCCGGUCUACGACACUGGCGGCGGUGGUCCCCGUAGCGGAGGGGACGCCGGCAGCGGUGCUGCCGCCGCUCGGCUCGAUUGCGUCCUUAUACGUGGGCGACCUGGCUGAGAUUGUGGACGAGACGCAGCUCCACGCAGUCUUCAGCCAGGUCGCGCCCCUCGCGAGCGUGCGCGUCUGCCGGGACAUCGUCAGCGGCGUCUCGCUUGGGUAA